Molecule: messenger RNA, 2740 nt
Organism: Trichoderma harzianum CBS 226.95
Lineage: Eukaryota; Fungi; Ascomycota; Sordariomycetes; Hypocreales; Hypocreaceae
Exons: 5
Coding region: 129-2471 (780 amino acids)
Biological process (GO): mRNA cis splicing, via spliceosome
Cellular component (GO): U1 snRNP; U2-type prespliceosome
Molecular function (GO): protein binding; RNA binding
Source: RefSeq, a predicted model, not a curated record
AACAGCUUCAGGCCAGCAUCGACUCCGCCAUCGCCGUCGCCCGCGCUCAUUGAGGCGUGCCCGAGACUUUGAUCGCGAGAAUCUCCUCUUGAACGACGCUUCAGGGCACAAUCUCCAGCGCCUGCAGGAUGAACGGCUUCGCGCCUCCUUUCCCUCAGCCGGCUUCGGCCUGGCAAGAGCACAAGACGCCAGAAGGCCGGGCCUACUAUUACAACAAUGUGACCAAGGUGACGCAAUGGACCAAGCCGGAGGAGAUGAUGAGCGCGGCAGAGCGCGCUCUGCAGUCCCAGCCAUGGAAAGAGUAUACCGCAGAGGGGGGUCGCAAGUAUUGGUACAAUACCGAGACGCAGCAGAGCUCUUGGGAAAUGCCCGAAGCAUUCAAGAAGGCUUUAGGUUCGACUGGUGGGCCGAGCAACCCCGUUCCCCAGACUACUCCAUAUGCGCAGGGUGGCGGUUAUCCAUCUACAGGACAUGACUAUCAACGCGAUUCCCGCGAUGCUCGCGAUUCCCGUGACAAUCGAGAACCCUAUCCCGAAUCUCGCCAGUUGACAUAUGGAAAUGAUUCCAAGUCACAGCAAGCCUUCGUCCCCGCCACGAAUGAUCCGGAAUACGCCACUCUCGAAGAGGCCGAGGCAGCUUUCGUUAAACUGCUAAAACGAAGCGGCGUCCAGCCAGACUGGACUUGGGAGCAGACCGUUCGUGCCAUUGCUCGGGAUCCCCAGUUUCGUGCUAUCAGGGACCCAAAAGACAGAAAAGAUGCCUUCGAGAAGUACUGCCAGGACGUCAUCCUCCAAGACAAAGAGCGUGCCAAAGAGAGGCUGACCAAAUUGCGUGGUGACUUCGAGACGAUGCUGAAGCGGCACCCCGAAAUCACCCACUACACUCGAUGGAAGACGGCUAGACCCAUGAUCGAAGGAGAGACCAUUUUCCGUUCCACUAAUGAUGAGGACGAGCGCCGCCAGCUCUUUGAGGAGUAUAUCAUCGGACUUAAGAAGGCUCACAAAGAACAGCAGGCUAGCCAGAAGAAGAGCGCCAUGGAUGGCCUGAUCGACUUGCUCCCCAAGCUCAAUCUCGAGCCAUACACUCGCUGGGCGGAUGCUAGAGACAUCAUCUCUGCAACCCCGACCCUCCAAGAAAAUGAAAAGUAUAGAACCCUCAGUCAAUUUGACAUAUUGACUGCUUUCCAAAAUCACAUGAAAAGUUUGGAGCGAGCCUUCAUUGAGUCUAAACAGGAGGAGAAGAGUCGAAGAUUCCGCAAGGAACGCAAAGCCAGAGAUGCUUUCAAAUCUCUGCUAGACUCUCUCCGCAAGGACGGCAAGAUUAAUGCCGGCACCAAAUGGAGCCAGGUUAUUCCUCUUAUUGAAAACGACGAACGCUACCUCAACAUGGUUGGUCAGGCCGGAUCUACCCCUCAAGAGCUAUUUUGGGAUGUGGUGGAAGAGGAAGAGCGAUCGCUUCGCGGUCCUCGAAAUGAAGUGCUCGAUGUCCUCGAAGAUAAGCGGUUUGAACUCACCCCAACUAGUGAUCUUGAGGAAUUUCUGUCCAUCAUGAAAGAUGAUCACCGUACGGCUAACAUUGAUCGUAACACGCUCGAACUUAUUUUCAAUCGCCUGCGUGAGAAGCGCGCCUCGAAGCGCGAAGAUGAGAGACAACCGGAUCGACAGCAACGUCGGGCCAUUGAUGAUCUUCGUGCUUAUAUUAAGCGUCUCGAGCCGCCAGUCGCGCUGAGCGAUACUUAUGAAAAGGUACGACCUAGACUACUGAAAUCAGACGAAUUCCAAGCCGUCACUUCGGAAGAGUUCCGACGAAGUGCCUUUGAAAAACAUCUCCGCAGGUUACGCGAGAAGGAUGAAGCCGAUCGUGCCUACCGACGCCAUGAACGACCCUCUAUCGAAAGAGAGGUCUCGAGGCGUGAAAGGGAUCGAUCUCGCGGCGAGCGUUCACAUCGUGGUGGUGGCCGUGGCGGUCGGCGCAGCCGUAGUCCGGAGCCCGACGCGUACGAGGCAGACCGGCGAAAGGCGAUUGCUGAGCGUGAGCGAAACCAUCGCAAGUCGACCAUGGCAGAGAACCUCUUAUCGACUGACCGUGGUCGACUGUCGCCCCCGCCAUCACGCCGUGAACGAGAUCGUGACCUGGAUCGUCCCCCCCGUCCUAGGCGCGAUGACGACGCCUUCUAUGAUCGCGAGCGCAGAGACCGGGAGGAUGAGAGAGAACGUCUCUAUCGCCGUCGCGCCGACCGAGGUUCGUAUGAUGAGCUCCCCUAUGGAGAUGAACGCCCAGCAGCUCCUCGACGUCGUCGACAGGAAGAGGAAGACGACUAUGCCCGCCGGGAUUCCCGGGAUUCAAAGAGGCUCAGGAGAGAUCGAUCACGUGAGCGUUCCCCCCCUCGUGAUGGACGUCAACGCAACAGGACCCCCGAACCAGCCAAGGAUGUUCGAAGCGGCAGCGAAGAGGGCGAGAUUGAAGAAUAAUCGAGCCCUCAAGCCCGAUUGCUCUCACUUAACCCUCCGCUCUUGUCUGGCUAGUAAGCUUUUCUUCACUUGUAUUGCUGGACUUCUUUCGCCGCUUUUUUUAUUCCCCCAUCUCCGGAAUGUAAGAAAAUUUAUGUAGCUUUCAAACAAAUGACUAGAUCUGAACGUUGUAGUCAGGACAGGCUUGUUUACGAGAACAGCUUCGUGUAAUAUGUUGAAUCAGGGUACAUUAACCACUUUUAAGAUAGCUCAAGGAAAAGUCUUUAUCU